UAUUAUUUUACCAUACAGUUAUUGCGCAUAAAUUUUGAGCAAGUGAAUAAUUUUUCGUUGGUGCAAAUCACACACCACCCACAUAAUAAUAAUAAUAAUAAAUUUUCAUCUCGCUCUCCUCCUUCCAUCAAAUAUAUGCUCAUAAUAUUUUCUCGUCCCCUUGAAACAACAAACCAAUGUGUAAAUGAGCAUGUGCUUUGAAAAAAAGCGUUAUCACUACUAUAAAUAUAAAUUUUCAAUUUUUAGUCUUUUCUCAGCUCAGUAUAGUUUGUUGAAUUGUGUUGUUAAGUGGGCGCGAUAAUUUGUGAGUUUGUGAUUCAGUUCUUAAUGCUUUAAAGUUAUACAAUUAUGGAUCCCCAAGAUGACGAUGCAGCACCGAAAGACCCCAGAGCCGAGAAACAAAAACAAUCAUUUGACGAAACAGAUUUUGAAGGUCACAGAGCUCACAGUGUCUUUGUUGGAGUCCACGUACCAACUGAAAGACGACAUUCCCAUAAACACAAAAAACACCACCAUAGAACUUCAGAUGGAGACAAAUCAGGAUCCGAAGAAGAAAGACCCAGUACUCCCCCAUCUCAAAGGGUGCAAUUCAUAUUAGGAGAAGACAUGGGGGAUGCGAAGCAUGAAAGUCACCCUCUAUUUUCGGAAAUGGAGGAAUUGUUCGUUGAUGGGGACGACAUGGAAUGGAAAGAAACAGCUAGAUGGGUCAAAUUUGAAGAAGCUGUAGAAGAAGGUGGCAAUCGUUGGUCCAAACCUCACGUAGCCACCCUCUCUCUACAUUCUCUCUUCGAACUAAGAAGUCUACUCCUCAACGGUACAGUUAUUUUGGAUAUGGAAGCUACCUCUAUAGAACAAAUAGCUGACCUUGUUACCGAUAACAUGGUCAAUAGCAAUAAGUUAGAGAGCUCAAAAAAAGACAUAGUUAAAGAUGCGCUGCUUAAACGACAUAUCCAUCAACAUCAGCGACAGAAACAUGGACUACCUUUUAUUAGGUCUUUGCAAGAGAUAGGAAAAAAUCAUUCUAGCUCAAAAAGCGAAUAUACUCAACACGUCCAAGGAUUUACCACGUGGGUAACAUUGCGCCAGAACUCAAAAGUCGACGAGCACAGCAGUUUUUCCGACCAGUCAUCGGGAAAAUCACCUGCAGAUUUUGGGAAAUUUUUAAAUGUUCCUGGACAGGGUCACGAUAAACCUCAAAGGCUUCUCAAAAGCGCCAGCAACGUAUCCAUAACAAGGAACCACAGCGGUUCCGACUUAGUAAACGACGUACCUCAGCACAACUUAGCUUUCAUGAAGAAAAUACCACCAGGAGCUGAAGCUAGCAAUAUUCUAGUAGGCGAAGUGGAUUUUUUGGACAAAUCUUUAUCAGCAUUUAUUCGGUUGAGCCAGGCCCACGACUUGGGAGAUUUAACAGAAGUGCCUGUACCUACGAGAUUCUUGUUUGUGUUGCUUGGCCCUAGUUCAUCGACAUUAGGAUAUCAUGAAAUAGGUAGAGCAAUGGCAACUCUAAUGUCAGACGAAGUAUUUCAUGAGGUAGCUUAUAGAGCAAGAAAUCGAAGUCACCUUUUGGCCGGGGUUGAUGAGUUUUUGGACGCUGUAACAGUAUUACCUCCUGGGGAAUGGGAUCCUGCCAUAAGAAUAGAACCGCCAGCGGCUAUACCUUCGCAGGAUAUACGUAAAAGGCCAGCGGAAAAAGUAACUGAAGAAAUUGACGAAGAAGAAGAAGAACAAAAAUUAAGAGAAGAAUCUGGCUUAGCAAGAACCGGUGUCCUAUUCGGAGGAUUCAUCAAUGAUGUUAAACGAAAAGUCCCAUGGUAUUGGUCCGACUUUAAAGACGCUUUAGCCUCUCAAUGUAUCGCCAGCUGGAUAUUUUUGUAUUUUGCCUGUUUGUCUCCCAUCAUAACUUUUGGUGGUUUAUUAGCCGAAGCAACGGGAAACCAUAUGGCAGCUAUGGAAUCUUUAGUAUCUGGAUUUGUUUGCGGUAUGUUUUAUGGAUUAUUUUCUGGACAACCUUUGACAAUUUUAGGCUCAACUGGUCCUGUAUUAGUAUUUGAAACCAUCGUCUACGAUUUUUGUCAGAAAAUGGGCUGGGAUUAUAUGAGCUUCAGAUUUUGGAUUGGUACAUGGGUGGCUAUAAUUUUAAUGAUACUAGUCGCUAUAGAUGCUAGUGCUCUGGUUUGUUACAUAACAAGGUUUACGGAAGAGAAUUUUGCCACACUUAUAGCUUUUAUAUUUAUUUAUAAGGCAGUGGAAAAUGUUCUACUCAUAGGCAAAAAUUUUCCUAUAAACACUUCAGGCACCCUGAACUUUUCUUAUGAUUGCUCUUGUUUGGUUAACGACUCGGUACAGGCCCAACAUCCGGAAAUUGCUAAUUGGACGUCAUUUAAUAAAACAAUUUGUGCUAACCUAAACGGCACUUUGGUUGGAUCUGGUUGUAACACUCCACCAUACGCUCCCGAUGUGUUCCUUAUGUCAAUUCUACUAUUCCUAGGAACUUUUCUAAUAUCAGUUCAGUUAAAAGACUUCAAAAAUUCUUUAUUUUUUCCGGCAAAAGUUCGUCAAUUCUUCAGUGAUUUUGCCGUUAUUAUUGCCAUCGUAGCUAUGACACUCCUGGACUUUUGGAGUAAUAUUCCCACACCAAAACUGCAAGUACCUCACGAGUUCAAACCGACCUUACCAUCGCGCGGUUGGGUCAUAGCACCAUUCAAUCAUAACCCAUUUUAUUCGAUUUUUUUGGCAAUACCUCCAGCACUUUUGGGAACGAUCUUAAUUUUUAUGGAUCAGCAAAUCACGAGCGUCAUAAUCAACAGGAAAGAAUACAAACUGAAAAAAGGUUGUGGAUAUCAUUUGGAUCUGUUUAUUUUGGCCAUACUUAUACAAAUUUGUUCGGUGAUGGGUUUACCGUGGUUCGUGGCAGCAACAGUUUUGUCAAUUAAUCAUGUAAAUUCAUUGAAAUUGGAAUCAGAAUGUGCCGCGCCUGGUGAGAAACCACAAUUUUUGGGUGUAAGAGAACAAAGGGUAACUCACAUCCUCAUCUUUCUAACAAUCGGACUAUCAGUUUUUUUGACGCCAAUGCUGGGACAUAUUCCAAUGCCAGUACUAUUCGGAGUUUUCCUCUACAUGGGCGUGGCAUCUCUUAAGGGUCUACAAUUUUUUGAUAGGAUAUUGAUUAUGUUUAUGCCUAACAAGUAUCAACCGGACUAUAUGUUCUUAAGACAGGUUCCAAUCAAAAAAGUCCAUAUCUUCACUCUAAUCCAACUUACUUGUCUAACUUGCCUUUGGUCAAUAAAAUCCUUCAGCAGCACCUCCAUAUUAUUUCCUCUCAUGUUGGUUGUGAUGAUUGGUAUUCGUAAAUCUUUGGAUUUGAUAUUCACACGACGAGAACUGAAAAUUUUGGACGAUUUAAUGCCGGAAAUGACAAGAAGAAGUCAGCUGCUCAAAGACCAAGAGGUAGAGAAUCCACCGCAAAUUCCACAAUUAGGAAAACAAGACAAAAAUUUAAAAAUCCCUCUGGCAAAUGGCAAAGUAAUGAACAUACCAUUGUCGGCAAUAAAUAUUUCUGAAGAGGUCAAUAAAACUGGAAUUUGGAAGCAAGUGAAUGAGAAUAACUCCAAAAAUACACCUUCAAAAAAGAAGAAGAAGAGUCCUAAUAAAACACCCAGUCGCUUCAAAAAGAAAAAAGUUUUACAAAAAAAAGAUGAAGAACUAAAACAAAAACUAGAAAAGAAACUCUCGAUAAUGCGAGAAGAAGAGGAAGACGAAGGCGUCGCGAUCAAGGUGAACGAUCUUGCACUGCACCUAUAAAUACACUAUAAGCACUUUACACUGUAAUUUAUAAAUUACCAUCACGUCACUCUUGCCCACAAGCCUCUACACAAUAAUAAUACCUGCAUGUAAGGUCGAGCAAGCAUAAUGGAAAAUGUUUAACAAGCAAUCUGAAAUAAAAUACUGGAGGAACUCAAGCAAGAAGAUGAAAAGUAAUAAAAAUUCCAAUGAAGUCAUCGUAUAGACCUGAUAAAUCUUUGAUUAAAGGUUAAAUAAAUGCAUCAGUUAAUGCCCUUUGAAUUAGUUCAAAAGAUAAUUGAUUUUAAUAAUUUAAACACCUUAUAACAUGUCUAUAAAUAAAAAGUGUUAUUUCUAUUAUUUAAUAUUGUUGUUUGUUAAUUUGGUUGGUUGGUAGGUGUGCGUGAAAUGUAAUGAGUUAUAGUUAUUUAUGUAUCAAGGGAAUUAUGAGGGUGCUAAUACCCCAGGGCAACGUUUGUGUCUCGAGGGCCUCUGGCCCGAGGGACGCCAAUUGCUCGUGGGUAUUAACACCUGAUAAUUCCCGUGGUACAUAGAUAAUUUUAUAUCCUACUGAAUUUACUGUAUUUUGUCUAUUUUUAUAAAGUUUACAAAGUUUUACCUAUUCAAGGUAAAAGCGGGAGUUAUAGAAAUCCUUAACUCCCUUGGGAGUUAUGAUAUCCUUAACUCCCUUGGGAGUUAAGACCCUGUUUAUGAUUAUCGUAACCAAGGUAUUAUAUGGUUAUAAUAGUUCGGUAGGAUAUAAAAUAAUUAAAAAUACGUUGAGAUGAAAAGUUGAAAAACAUUUUUUUUUCUGUAAUUUAUUAUAGCGUACUUUAAAAAGCAAUUGAAAAUUCCAAUAAAAUAUAGAUAAGGUAAAUAUUUUAAUAACUAUUUUUUUCUAAAUGUUAGAUACUUAAUGUCAGUGUUUGUUAUAUUAAUAAAAGUAGGUAUAUAAUCUGCUCUAAUAGCGCCUAAUAUCAAUUUAAGCUUUUAGUCUUUUAGUAUUCACAGAGGCUUUAGGAUCUCUGUAUACUGACUUCCAAAAAAUAUCACUAUAAUAUAACUUGGUAGCCUAAUUUUAUAAUUGAUGUCAAAUUUAGUAUUACACAAUUUUCUUUGAAAUGCUUCCAGCCAGAUAAAAACAAAUAAUCAGGCCUAUGUAUCCUCUCCUGUUAUUUUGACAGUUGUGUUAUAGCUCAAAAUCUAUACCUGUCUCUAUUUUAACGUAUAGAAUGAACAGUGACAGAUAACGUUGCUGUUAAAAUAACAGAAAAUGAUACAUCAUAGACCUGAAUGUUUGUACGUUUUGCAAUUCUUCAAUAUAUUUUUUAACGUUUUUUAUUGUAAUAAAGCAAUAUAAGUAGGCUCCGAUUUACUCAAUAAAGUAUUCUUAAAAA
Molecule: messenger RNA, 5180 nt
Organism: Ceutorhynchus assimilis (cabbage seed weevil)
Lineage: Eukaryota; Metazoa; Arthropoda; Insecta; Coleoptera; Curculionidae
Source: the annotation of a GenBank genome assembly